Messenger RNA from Aspergillus clavatus NRRL 1, 807 nucleotides. Its product is annotated as eukaryotic translation initiation factor 3 subunit J. Gene Ontology annotation, molecular function: translation initiation factor activity. NCBI's taxonomy places the organism in Eukaryota, Fungi, Ascomycota, Eurotiomycetes, Eurotiales, Aspergillaceae. The coding region runs from base 1 to 807 and encodes 268 amino acids. The record is from RefSeq and is a predicted model, not a curated record. The transcript is spliced from 3 exons. Gene Ontology annotation, cellular component: cytoplasm; eukaryotic translation initiation factor 3 complex.
AUGACACCUUCGAAGUGGGACGAUGAGGAGGAGAGCGUUUCCCCUCCCCCUGUGGUGAACCGCCGCAAGUUCGACGACGAGGAGGAUGAAGAGGUGCUCGACUCGUGGGACGCGGCCGAAGACUCGGAAGUAGAGCGCGAGAAGGCGGCCAAGGCGGCAGAGGCCAAGGCCAAAGCGGAGGCCGAAGCGGCCGCGAAGAAGAAGAGCAAGGCGCAGCGGAUAGAGGAGCACAAGGCGGAGCGGCGGAAGAACGCGGAGGCGGACAGCGAGGAGGAUGAGGACGAGGACGAGGACGAGGCGGAGAAGCGGGCGCGGCUGCGCCGCACGGAGAAGGACUCGGACCUCAAGCACGCCGAGGACCUGUUCGGCGACAUCGACCUGAACCGCAGCCGCAACCGCGGCGCCCCCAAGGCCAUCGUCAUCAGCGACUCGGCCGACCCCACGCAGGCCGUCGACCUGUCCGCCAUGCCGCUGUUCAAGCCCACGACCAAGGACCAGUUCGCGCGCCUGACCACCACCCUCAUCCCGCUGCUGACGGCGCACUCCAAGAAGCCGCACUAUGCGCUGUGGGCGCAGGAGUUCACCAAGCAGCUCGUCAAGGAGCUGAACAGCGGUGAUGUCAAGAAGAUCGCCAGUGCGCUGACCACCGUCAGCAACGAGAAGAUGCGCGAGGAGCGCGCCGCCGACAAGGGCAGCAAGAAGAGCAAGGCGGCCAAGACCAAGGUCUCGCUCGUCGCGAACAGAGACAACAAGAUCGAUGCUACCUCUUAUGACGAUGAUGGACUGGAGGAUGAUGACUUUAUGUGA